Molecule: messenger RNA, 969 nt
Organism: Trichoderma harzianum CBS 226.95
Lineage: Eukaryota; Fungi; Ascomycota; Sordariomycetes; Hypocreales; Hypocreaceae
Exons: 3
Coding region: 1-969 (322 amino acids)
Source: RefSeq, a predicted model, not a curated record
AUGUUUUCCAGCCCCUUUGUUGCCCGUCAAGAAGAUGUCUGCUCGCCAGGCACAACGUUCUACGCCUGUGAUCCCAAUGACGGCGACAAAGAAGAUGACAGUUCGACAACCUCAGAGCCGAAAUCUGACGAGGUGACGCCAACUCCGACUGAAGAUGAUCAGAGCCGACAGGCAAUAGAGACAACUUCUUCGUCGCAGCCAACAACCACCACGAAGAAAUCUUCUGUAAUCAUGACGGACUCUGGCAUAACCCACACGAUCCCAAACAACUCGAUCGUCACAAUCACUAGGCACACAACCAUCACCACGGGCAGGCCAUCAACCUCCACCUCAGACCUCACAGAUACCGCAUCGACGAAAACUGGCACGCCAACCACAGCAUCAAUCACAGCAACAUUCACGGAUGUGCCACCAUCCUCACCUGCCCAUGACAACAGCACAGCAAGCUCCUCUGAGGCUCCAGGCGCAAGUCCUCUAUCAACAGGAACCAUUGUCGGAAUUGCUGUUGGUGGUGCCGUUCUCAUCGCCAUUGCCGUGGUCCUGAUGCUUGCGCUGGUACGCCGCAAGAAGCGUCGCGGAUCCGAGACCGACUCUGUUCUCCGCCAAGAUAACGGCCGAGAUGACGCUGUCGACGAAAAGCACUUCCCCAAUAAUGGGCCAACUGGCGCCAACGGCACUCAAGGAAGCAGUGAUCCCUUUGCGCCCUUUGGAGGUCGAGCAGAUCAGCCCGAAGAUCCUUAUCGACCGGCCAGUGGUGCUUUUGAGAUGGACGGAAGCAGCGCCGCCCCGGUCGAGUUACCUGCCGUGAGCGCGUCGAGCCCAGGCAAGGCUGAUCGCAAAGCAUCUCGUCUUGAGCCCGUCCAAGAGGCCACCUGUACGGACCCUCGUGCUAACCUCACUUCGGUACCGACAGACGAUGGCCACCCUGUGUAUGUAAAUCACUGGAAUCAGUAUAAGCACCUGGGAUAA